Thamnophis sirtalis is the source of this 766-nucleotide messenger RNA. The record is from RefSeq and is a predicted model, not a curated record. NCBI's taxonomy places the organism in Eukaryota, Metazoa, Chordata, Lepidosauria, Squamata, Natricidae.
UUUUUUUGUAAGGGGCUGAUUCUGCUCCCCGGGAAGGCCUGCCUGCCUGCGCUCCCCAUGGCUGAGAAAGGGCAGAACGAGUUGCUAAAAGCCCGAGACAGGACCCUGAGCGUCUUCCGCGAAGAGGCGGAGCGGGAGUGGAAGGGCCCUUUCUAUUUCAUCCAAGGAGCGGACCCUCAAUUUGGGCUGAUGAAGGCUUACAGCAUCGGCGACUGCAACAGCGGUGGGGACGAGUGGGAAGCCGAAUUGCAGCUCACCCGGCAAGCGGUGGAAGCCAUUAACCGCCUUAACCCGAGACCAAAGUUCCUAGUCCUCUGCGGGGACUUAAUACACGGGAUGCCUGGGACGGAAUGGCGCGAGGCCCAAAUCCGGGACCUAAGAAAUGUCCUGAAGGACCUUAGAAGCGACAUCCCUCUGGUUUUCGUCAGCGGCAAUCACGACUUGGGCAACACACCCACGCCGGAAACCGUCCGCGAUUAUUGCCAGCAGUGGGGCGAUGAUUACUUCAGCUUUUGGGUCGGCGGCGUCUUCUUUCUCGUGCUGAAUUCCCAGCUGUAUUUCGACGCUUCUCGAUGCGCGGCGUUAAAGGCGGCGCAGGACGCGUGGCUGGAGCAGCAACUGGCCCUGGCGGAGAAAAAGCAGUGCCGCCAUGCCGUCGUGUUCCAGCACAUCCCCUUCUUCGUAAACGAACCUGAAGAGGACCACAACUACUUCAAUCUGGAGAAGGCCGUUCGACACGAGCUGAUGGAAAAAUUCUGCCGAGCAG